Sinocyclocheilus rhinocerous is the source of this 1529-nucleotide messenger RNA. RefSeq lists its product as uncharacterized. The transcript is spliced from 6 exons. Lineage: Eukaryota; Metazoa; Chordata; Actinopteri; Cypriniformes; Cyprinidae. The record is from RefSeq and is a predicted model, not a curated record. Bases 1 to 903 code for a protein of 300 amino acids.
AUGAUAGACUGUCCAAGUUUUUUUGGUGUUGAUAUUGUCGAAGUAUCAGUGAAGGAGGGAGAUCCAGUCACUCUACACACUGAUGUUGAAACAAACCAACAAGAAGAUAUUAAAUGGUAUUUUAAUGACAUUCGAAUAGCUGAAAUCAGUGGAGAUCUCAGUGAUAUCUGUACAGAUGUUCAGUGUAAUGAAGGUACUGAGAGAUUCAGAGACAGACUGAAGCUGGAUCAUCAGACUGGAUCUCUGACCAUCAUGAACACCAGAACCACAGACUCUGGACUCUAUGAACUAAAGAUCAUCAGCAGUUUCAGCAUCAGUGAAAAGACCUUCAGUGUUACUGUUUACGGUGUUUCUGCUUCUGAACAAGAUGAAAAGUCAGUGAAGGAGGGAGAAACUGUCACUUUAGAUCCUGGUCUAGUAAGACAACCAAAUGAGGUGAUGAGAUGGUAUUAUAAAGACAUUCUCAUUGCUGAAAUCAUUGGAUAUCUGAGUAAGAUCUGUACAGAUGAUCAGUGCAAAGAGAGAUUCAGAGACAGACUGAAGCUGGAUCAUCAGACUGGAUCUCUGACCAUCACAAACACCAGAACCACAGACGCUGGAGUUUAUACACUACAGAUCAGCAGAAGCCUUCAUCGCAGCAACAGUGCUUUCAGUGUGAAGAGCUUUGGUGUUAACAUUGCUGUUAUUGUUCCAGAUUCAGGUCAGUCUUCAGCUGUUGCAGCAGGAAUAGCUGUUGCUGUCUUUCUGCUUUUGGCUGCAUCUGCUGCUGUUGUUGUGAUUUACUAUCGCAAGCGUCGAGCGAGAAGAGAAGACAGCAGGAUGCAGAACAGUGGUCAGGUGAAUCAGAAUGAUGCUCUUGAGACCCAUGAGUCCUCACUGUAUGAGACUGCGACAUACUGUUGAACACUACUGAUGGGACGUCCUUUAAUCAGACUGAGGCUGCAAGUGAAACUUCAAUAUAAUAUCAUUUAUUACACUGAUACUUUCAUUGAAAGGGACAGCGAAGAGGCAGUGGAAAAUGAGAGAAAAGCAUCAGCUGAAACUCACAACACUUACAGAAAUUGAUGGACCGGUCAAAUUUCACCUCCACACCAAUUUCAACACCAGCACAGCAACAACUAAUUUGAUAUUCAUUAUUAGUCAUUUAAAUAAUAAAACAUGUUGCCUAAAUAUUUGUAAAUUAUAUUAACAUUUCUUAAAAAAUAAAAAAAAGCAUUUCAGUAUUAAAAUGAGGAACAAAGAAGCACUCUACAAGCAAUAGAACUGCAAGUUCUUGACAUUUUAUAGUAUACUGUACAGAGCAGAGGUUGGGAACCCUUUUAUAUACCAAGGAGCCCUUUUUUAAUGUUUGGUUAAAUGCUUUUUAUUUUUAAGUUUCUGUAGAAACUCCAACGAUCCAUGUUCACAUGGAUCCGUGAAAACGACUAAAAAUACUGACAGUCCAGUAGAUGGCGAAACACUACUUGCCUAUAGACUGAACUCAUAAUACACGUGCAAAUCACCAUUUUCACAAAUUUGCAUUUUUGUAC